AUCUUGCAUGUUUAGGGCAAAGUCCAUUCGAUUUGACGGAAAAUAUGCGCUAAACAAUCUGAAAAUUGUGACAUUCUAAGGUAUUUCUGAAUUAGCCAUUACGAAGACCGAAUACCCGGAAACAGCUUCCAGAGUAUUGGUCGCCAUGGAAACCCGCAACAACAUUAACCCAGCUAAAUAAACGUCAAACUUCGAUCGUUUUAUAAAGGAGGACUUUUUUUAACCUAAGAAUACAUCCAUCGUAACCAUAAUGGAGACCACACCGGCUGACGAACAACUGGACCUGAGGUCAUCAGAAUUUGUGAAUACUGUUUUGGAUGGCACACACAGCAUGCUGACCUUAUCUAAGUCAGAGAGUAAACAGUCUGACUGGAAUAUUGACUGGGUCUCUUGUAAAGACUUUACGGUCGAGCUGGGGAAAGAACAAAUCAAGGAGUACAUGGGUACGUGGGAGAUGCACCCAAGCUGGCUGUUUAGCAUCAGGUUUAUCCAGGAAACCGAGCUUGAGUUCCAGAAACAAUAUCAUUACAAGGCCCUGUGGAGUAUUCCUACCUACCGUCACCCAAUCCCUAAAAACACAGCGUCUGUCUACUUUGUCAUCAGGAUCUCCAAGAUGAAACUUCAAACGCUGCCUGUGGAAGUCCACUAUCAAGUUGAAUCAAACCGAACAAUACAUAUCCCAGGAAAAACGAGAUUCCGUGAAAAGUGGCUCAAAGAUGUGAUUGCGAGCAAAGCUUUACUUCAAGAUUCUAUCACUUUCUAAAUGACUAAUGGUUAAACGUGUAAACGGGGUUCUUUUAAGUAAAAACUAAGUAUUCCUUUAAAAAGUAGUAUGCUAUUUCUUGAGAACAAAUAACUGACAAACCACUCACAACUCACAGCCAACAAAGAAGCGUUAACUACAUUAAAAUCCCCUGCUAAAGUGAAAAUAGGACGUUUGACAUGUAGCUAGAUAGCUACUCAGCCAGCUAGAGAUAGCUAGCUAGCUAACUAGCUUGGUUUUCGGGUACUGCCUACAAAAGUUGCAAAAGCAACGAGCUAGCUAGACAACUGUGCUAAGAUACCGCAACGACAUUGGGUUAAUUUUAUUACCAGGGAAUAACUUAUUCCACAGUUUACCUUACUCUAGCUAGCUGUUGUGCUAAUAUGGGUUUGUUGUAUCGGCCAGAUACCAUUAACCUAGUUAGUUAAUGCUACGGUAGUUAAUCAAC
Electrophorus electricus (electric eel) is the source of this 1211-nucleotide messenger RNA. The record is from RefSeq and is a predicted model, not a curated record. Lineage: Eukaryota; Metazoa; Chordata; Actinopteri; Gymnotiformes; Gymnotidae.